Penicillium hordei is the source of this 2799-nucleotide messenger RNA. RefSeq lists its product as uncharacterized. Gene Ontology annotation, molecular function: triacylglycerol lipase activity. The transcript has a single exon. The record is from RefSeq and is a predicted model, not a curated record. The coding region runs from base 1 to 2799 and encodes 932 amino acids. NCBI's taxonomy places the organism in Eukaryota, Fungi, Ascomycota, Eurotiomycetes, Eurotiales, Aspergillaceae.
AUGGCCUCAAUCCCCGCCAACCGACCCUAUUCGUCAAGUCUGGCCCCGGAAACUGCUGCGGCGGCGGUUGUCUCAACACACCCGCCGAACCAGACAUUGUACUCAUCGGAGACAUCCUCGAAUCUGGUUGUUUCAGACUCCCCCUCCCAUUAUUCAUCCUUCUCUAGCUCCGAUAGCGACGAGCCACUCCCGCACUCGAUCGAGGUCACCGAUGAAGAUGCCGCUGGCGACGUGGUGGGGGUUAGCAUUGGGCGCGAGCAGAGCCGCAUGAAGGCCCGAGCAACCCCCGUGGAAGAGAAGAACCGCGUACUAGAACACCAGGGGUCGUAUUUUACCACGAUACCGGAUACUAUUGGCGAGGAUGGCCUAUUUGCAUCGGAAAUCACGGCCGAGCCGGAGUCGGUGGAGCCCAAGGCCGAAAAGGCACCAGCACCAGCACCAUCACCACGCGAACGGAAGUCCGGACAUAAGCCUCGGGCAUCAUACCCCUCUCCGCAGUAUAAACAGCCCGAGCCGGGCCUCGCGCAUGGCCCUCGCAGCGAUCUUUUUGCCACGGCCCCUGAAAAGGCGGGGUCGAAAGAUUCAGCCGUGAGCCAGAGGUCUGGCUUUGUCGGGACCUUAUUGAAGAACACGUUGCCUCGCCGACCACGCGCCUGGUCCGGCGAGCUGAAGAGAUUCCUUCCUGAUCUGACCUCUUUGAGGAAACGCCCGUCUCUCUCGUUCCGUGCCCCCAAUGGCCAAAACCGAAUCCGCAGCCAGACAGUAGCUCCCGCAGUUAAAAAGAACUCAGGAGUGCCAAAAAGAACCUCAUCGCUGGUCCUGCGCCCGUCGCCAUCACCUCUUGCACCAAGCAGCUCUAGCGUUGACGAUGACGGAGAAGCCGCUCGGCCGAUACCUGAGCUGCGCUCGCCAGAUGGAACCUCGGCCGCGAAGCAUUCCUUCAUACGGAGGCCUAGUUCAGCGAUGCCCGGUCGACCGCCAAGUCUACGGAGGUCCUCAUCGGAUCAAUCGCUGUAUCUGCGUGCGUCAUCCACAGCAUCGUCCCUAGAGCAGCGACCAUUAUACGAGAAUGUGCAUACUCAGGUAAACAGCCGCUUCAAGGCAAUCAAGGAUAGUCUCCAAGACUCGAGUAACAGGCUGCUCAGCAUGCCAAAUCUCCAUUUACCGGAUAUCCGCAAUGAUUGGGGCUCUCGUCAAUUCCUGCCAGAUCUUGGAAACAGUUCAUCAAAUAACAGCAACGGUGUUAACGGUACUGCCAAAAGGGAACAGCCACCGCGGGCUGCAACCCCACCGCUAACUCCGCGCAACAAUCCAAACAUAACACAUCCAGUCUUGGAAGAAGCAAUGGCAGAUCUUACGGGCGAUGUGGUGAUUCUAGGUGGCUACCGAGGAUCAAUCCUGCGGUCUGCUAAGCCACCCCAUCGCCAACUCUGGGUGCCGAUGAAAGUUGGCCUGAAUCUGCGGAAAGUAGACUUGGAGGUUGGUCUACACCCUGAGGACGAGGAACAUAUGGAGGAGACCAUCAUCCCAUCUGGGGUUCUCUCCCACGUUGGCCCCGUGGACGUCUGUCGACGAUUGAUGAAGCGCUUGCGCAAGAGCGAAAACGCCCUGCGUGGCGACAUGCGUGUCCACGAUUACGGAUAUGACUGGCGUCUAAGCCCCGAGCUACUCUCGCGCAGGCUCAUCGCCUUCCUAGAGAGCCUACCAUGCAACCAAGAGCCUUCGCCGGGUGAGCCGCGACGCGGCGCUACAGUCAUCGCACACAGCCUGGGCGGUCUGAUAACCCGACACGCGGUCAACGAGCGACCCGACCUCUUCGCCGGAGUCGUGUACGCAGGCGUACCCCAGCACUGCGUAAACAUCCUCGGACCCCUCCGCAGCGGCGACGACGUCCUCCUCAGUUCCCGCGUUCUAACAGCGCAAGUAAACUUCACCUUCCGAACGAGCUUCGCCCUCCUCCCGGAAGACGGGCACUGCUUCAUCGACAAACAAAGCAAACAAGAAUUCCGCAUCGACUUCUUUAACCCUCAAACCUGGGAAGACCACCGUCUUUCCCCUUGCACGGGCCCAGCUCUCCCCGCACCCCCAACACCAACAACCCUCGGCUUCAAGGACAUCCCUAUAAUCGGAAAGCGCUUCUCCAUGGGUCCGCGCGAGGAAUCGGACGAAUUCCUCUCCCAAGACCUACACAAUCACCCGCAUGACGGACACGCCAUCACCGGAAUAGAAAAAGAUAUCUACGCCCGCAAUAACAACACACCGCAUAACCCAGCCUCGUACGCCGCAUACGCAGCGGAAAAAGCCCAAAACCCAGCGGACGGGUUAGUCGGACCGGGCGCAUACCCGCGCAGCAGCUCCACAGCCAACAAAAUCGCCACGACGAGCACUAUCCCGCUCCCCGCGGCGAGAGAGUACCUACAGCGCACGCUGGCAGAUACCAAACGGUUCAAGGAGAAUCUGGCGUUCCGGCCGACGCACCAUUCCGAGAACAGAUACCCGCCUGCGGCUGUGCUGUACGGGAAGACGUUGCCGACUGUGUAUGGUGCGCGGGUUGUAUCGCGUGAGAGUAUCAAGCAGGUUGAUGCGUAUGAUGAUCUUGCGUUUGCUGCUGGGGAUGGUGUUUGUCUUGCUUCGGCUGCUAUGUUGCCACCUGGAUAUAGGAUUAUUAAGGAUGGAUUGGUGAAGAGUGAUCGUGGGCAUGUUGGAUUGCUUGGGGAUCUUGAGGGGGUUGGACAGUGUCUUAUGGCUAUUCAUCGGGGGAGGAAGGAGGGUGUUGGAUUGGGGGAGAAGGAAUUGUGA